This is a messenger RNA of Stegostoma tigrinum, 9737 nucleotides long. Its product is annotated as transcription factor IIIB 50 kDa subunit-like. Gene Ontology annotation, biological process: transcription preinitiation complex assembly; transcription initiation at RNA polymerase II promoter. The record is from RefSeq and is a predicted model, not a curated record. Gene Ontology annotation, cellular component: transcription preinitiation complex; nucleus. Lineage: Eukaryota; Metazoa; Chordata; Chondrichthyes; Orectolobiformes; Stegostomatidae. Bases 1354 to 2631 code for a protein of 425 amino acids. Gene Ontology annotation, molecular function: TBP-class protein binding; RNA polymerase II general transcription initiation factor activity. The transcript has 5 exons.
GUGUGGAAGUGGGUGGGAAGUGAGGGUACUGCAUUUGGGGGGGUCAAGUAGAAUUCAGGUGAAGAGGUUGUCUUGGGUGAAGUGGAAGUUGGAUAGAGGCGUGGCAGAUGGGAGUGUAGUGGGACUCAAAGAAAUGAGGACAUGGAGGGGAAUGGGAGUCAAAGGGUGUGGAAGUGUGGGAAAUAGACACCGGGGUAUGCAGAAGUUGGGAAGUGGAAGUCAGGAUGGAAUGGAGGUGACAGGGCAAGUGGAGGUCAGGAGGAAGUGGAAGUCAGGUGGAGGCAGGUGGAAGUGGAAGUGGGGGCAGAUGUGGAAGUGUGAGGAAGUGGAAAUCUAGGGUCUGUUGUAACUGGAAGUCAGAGGUGGGAGUUGAAUUCAGAGGUAGUUAAAGUUGGGGAAAUGUGGGUCAGGGAGGACGUGGAGCUGGGGGAAGUAGAAGUGGGAUAUGUGGAACUCAGAGCAGUUGGGAGAAUUGGACAUGGGGUGAAAAUGGAAGUCAAGGUGGGGUGCAAAUUGGGAUGUGGAAGUGGGUGCAAGCAGAAUUUGGAGCAAGUGGAGGUCUGUGAGAGAAAAAGUUAGGGGAAGUGGAAGUGGGGAAAGUGAAAAUGGAGGUGGGGAAAGUGGAAGUUGAGAGUGUGAGAAGUGGAAGUAAGGGUUGGAUUGGAGGUCCAGCAGGGAAAUAGAGGUCUGAGGGGGGAAAUAUAGGUCUGGGUUAGAUGGAAUGGUAAUCUUGGGGGUAGGAGGUAGAAGUCAGGGAUAUAUGUAAGUCAAGGUGGGAGCAUGUGGACGUUGGGGCUGGCAGUGGAAGUUAGGAUGAAACAGACGUGUGUGGAGGUUUGGGGGAUGUGGAAGUAGGUGUGUGGAGGAUGUUGAUGCCUGGGGGGGGGGGGUCGGAAGAGGAUGUCUGGGGAAUGUGGAAGUGGGGAGGAAAUGGAAGUCAAGGUUGGAGGAAGUGGAGGUGGGCAGGAAGUGAAGGUCUGGGGGGAUAAUGGAAGUCGGGGGAUGUGGAAAUCGAGGUUUGAAGUGGAAGUUGGAUGUGCGGCAAGUCAUGGGAACUGGGGAAUAAGUGGAAGUUGGGGAGGGAAUGGAAGACAGUGUAUGGAGGGAUGUGGAGGUCGGGUGAAGCGAAUGUCUGGGAGGAAGUGGAAAUGGGGAGGAAAUGGAUGUUAGAGUUGGGGAAGUCAAAGAUGGGGUGCAGUGGAAGUUAAGGGGUUGAGGAAUGGGUGGGAAUUGCAAGUGAAUGUCGAGGAAAGUGGAAGUUUGGGGAAAUGGAAGUCAAGGAGCAAAAUGGCAGGUGGGGUGGUGGAAAUCAAAGGAGGCAUUUGACAGUCCAAGAGAAGAAGAGGGUGGAAGAUGCCUGGCUGCUGUCCAGAAUGUGGCUCUUCUGAGGUGGUAGAGGAUUCCCACUACAGCCAGAGCCACUUGGUAUGUACGGAAUGUGGCUUCGUGCUGACUGAGGGCCUGCUCACCACCACACGCUCUGAGGAAACUUUCUCCCAAGCAGUGAGAUACAGUGAGAGCACGGCAGAGGUGAAAAAGCCUUGUCGCAACCAGAUACAAGGUCAGAAGAGAGUACACGACUUGUGUCGUAUUUUGCGAGUACGUCCAAUUGUUGAAGACUCAGCCAGCGAGCUUUACCUGAAAGCGUAUGAGCAUCAAAGUUUCCUGCAUGUCACUCUGGAGAAGAAGGAAGCCUUGGUGGGCUGCUGUGUUCACAUCUCAUGUCGCCAGCACAAUUGGCCUCUGACCCUGAGUACCAUCUGCUCGCUGCUUCACGUGGAGCCCACCCUCUUCUCAACUGUCUACCAGCAGCUGCUAAAAGAACUAAGGCUGGAUAUCCCAACGCUCAGCCUUUUGGAUCUUGUGAAAACUCACUGUGAUGGUUUUAAUUUGUUCCAGAAUUCUGCAUCAAUCCCAUCCCAGUUUCUGGAGAAUAAAGAAAAGGUGGUGGAACGUGCCAUGCAGCUUGUGGAGCUGGCCAGUGAGACUUGGCUGGUGACUGGAAGACACCCAGUGCCUAUUAUCACGGCAGCAGCUUACCUGGCCUGGCAGUCACUGCUGCCUGGACACCGUCUGAAGUGCAGCCUGGGAAGGUUCUGCAAGCUAGUGGGAGUCAGGCAGCCACCACCUGCCUCUCAGCGGGUGAAGGAGAUGCUUGAUAUUCUGGUCAGGCUGGCAUCACAGCUUGCCUGGCUGGUACCACAGCAGCUUGAUGCUAAGACUGUGGUGAAGUACACUGAUGAUAUUCUCCGCCACCGUACCCUGUUACUCAAGCAGACGCUGAGCCUUGCAUGGGCAGACAACACAAAUGUGCAGUCAGACCUGAGCAAACAAACUGAAAUGGGUGGGGGUGCUGAGGGUGGGAGCACGGAUGGGGAUGGUAGGAAGUCAGUGUCCUCCCUUGCGGAGCAUGCAGGAGACAAGGUGUCAAGGCAGACGUGCAUAACACCAGUCUUCCUCCCUCCGUGCCUCAACCAAAGGAAGAGGAAAAAGGCAUGCCCAGAAGCAGAGGCCAGCCUCCACACUGAGCCAACCACUGGAGAGGAGGAGAUAUCUGACAGUGAAAUUGAGCAGUACUUGAGGACGCCCGAGGAAGUGGCAGCCUUCAAGGCAGCACGUGCCAUCCUUUGAUCAUUCACCAAGUGCUUGUUGUAGAGAAACAGAGCCUCGUCUUGUCCGAUGCAGAGUCUCUGCGCUGAAGGAAGAAGAAACUAUCAUCCCCACGCUAACUGAAAACUAUAAAUUAGACUGAUUAGAGUUCAGUGCAUUGUGCAAUGUGGUAUCAGUAAAGUAGAUAUUAAAUUUCCAAUGGCACUGCAGGUUAACAACAUUCAUCCGAAGGAGUGCACCUUCAUUGGUGCAACAGCCCCCCACGCUCCCCACAAAAUGGAACUGUGUUCCCAUUUCAGCACAGCUUCUAAACUAUUUAAUUCAGGAGCACAAACAUUCAAUCUCUUGUAUUUUAAUCACAAAAUAACAUUUUUAUUGCAUUGUCACUGACAUGCUCUACAAGCUUACACCAUUCCCCACAUCUCCCCUCUAACACAAGGAUCAUUCUCUAUACAUCAAGCAGCUUAUUUUAAAACACAUCCACUUUUUCCUCCUUGUUUGAGUCUAUCAACAAACAAUAAGACAUCAAAACGCCAAGGUAUAUUCAUGUGAUUUGCUCAUCAUCAGACAUAUUUACAACUGAGAGUUGCACAGCCAUGUUAACCUUAGAAAUGUCAAAGUAUUUCACCCCAUUAAAUAUUUCAAAGCAACAACAACAAAAUCUUGUACCUCACAUGUCCUGAGUCACGGUCAAGUGAAAAGCAGAAGUGGUGCAUGGCUGGAGGUGACAGGAAUGGACAGGGAGAGAAGGCAAGUGUGAUCAGAGGUACCACUUCUGUUCGAAGAGUGACUUGUCCUGUUAACAGGAGUCUAUAAUUGAAUUGGAUCCUGCUGGCAGGAGGAACAGGUAAUCCCCUAGUUCAAGUUUAAGGUGGGACUCCGAAGAUGACGAGAAAAACGUGUUGUAAAUUCACCAGCAGAUGAUCACACACAGCUGAACUUAAAAAGAUUAAAUAGAAGAGAGAUGUGUUGUGAGUCUGUUUUCUGAAAACGUGUCCCGUUCCAUUUCAAUGGUCUCCUCAGUAAUAGGCAGAAAGAGCUAGGUAGCCAGUCUUAAUCUGGUUCAGAUGGGUAUUUAACAAAUGAAAUUGCAGCCAACUCCUUACAGAACUCCUCCAGGACAAUGACACCCUUCAGAAUUGUGGUGUGAUCCACCCUGCAAAAUUAGCAAAUCAAAAAUCAAUUUAAUUGAACGUGUAAAUAAGGUGGCAAAGAUGAAUAAUCACAAAAGUAAACAAUGCUGUCCUCUGCUCUUGUAACACCCUCUAGUUCAUCCUGAUAAAGCAAGUGAGUGUGUAAAUCUGCCGAAAGGUGUCGUGCAGAGGUCAAGCCGAAUUUGGGGUUUUAUCCUGAGAGGACAGCUGGAGGAGGGCUGAAGCUUUGACACUGAAUUGAGUCAGUAGGAAUUGGGCUUGCAGAGUGAGAGUUUCAGAAUGGGGAUGUGGAUUUGCAGACUGAGGAGAAGUGGAGUAGGAAUGGAAAAUCCCUCCUUACCUGGGACCAGCCUAAUGAAUCUCCUCCAGACUUUGCUUAGUAUUCUAGUUGUGGUGUGAUGAAUGUCUUGUAUAGUUUUAGAAAAAUGUUCCACUGUGUCCACUCCGUUCCCUUUGAAAUAAUGGCCAACAUUCUAUAUUGCCACCUGUACUUGGAAGCUAGCUUUAGAAGAUUCAUAAAUUCAGUACAUCAAAGUGUACAAAAAUAUCUAGUUUGACAAAGCUUGUCUUUGAUACAGCUAAACAUACGAACAUGCAAUGGCUGAAGUUCCUAAAUAUUAAGAACAUGCAGAAUAAUUCCAUGUCACUUACACAUUUUCUGGUUCCAAUCCCAUCAGCUGUCUUCUGACUAGCAGUAGCUUGGAGGGAAACUGUGGGAUUCUCUGGAUUUUCUGCAUGAGAUCUCCGAUUACCUGAGACAAGCAGAGAAUGGGCAGUUCCAUUACAGGAAUCAAUCGGAUUGGGUAACUUAUUUUCUUUCAAGGUCACUGUGGUGAUUGUGAGCAUUUAGUGAUUUUGAGAACGUGGUGGUGAGCCAUGUUCUUCAAUUGCUGAAGUUCACACAGUAUUGGUACACCAACAGUACUUUUACUAAACAGCCACGUGGCUUGCUAACUAUUUUGGAGGGCAGUUAAGAGUCAAACAUAUUGCUGUGGAACUGGUAUCCUAUAGGCUAGGCUGGACUGGUCUGGUCUGGUCAGGUAAUGAUGUGUAGAUUUCAAAAUAGAUUUCGUAAUCAUAAAUAAUAAUAUUAUCAUUUUAACUGCAGAUUUAUUAUUCCCCAGCAUUUAAAAUCCCCAAGCUGCUGCGAAAGGAUUUGAACUUGUCUCUCCAGAGCAUUGUUUAGACAGCUCGUCUAGUAGUGUUACCACUUAGUCACAGAUGUCUUUCUGGAUCAUAGAAUCCUUACAGUGUGCAAACAGGCCAUUUGGCCCAUCGAGUCCACAUUGACCCUUAAAAGAGAGUCCCACCAGAAGCAAACUGUCAUUACAAUAUUGCAUUUCCCAAAGCUAACCCACCCAGCCCACAUUCCUGGUCACUAUGGGCAAUUUAGCAUGGUCGAUCCACCUAGCCUGCACAACUUUAAACUGUGGGAAGAAACCCACGCUGACACAGGGAGAUCAUGCAAACUCAUUACAGACAGUCACCCGAGGAUGGGAUUGAACCUGUGUCCCCAACACAGAUACCAUGCCAUUUUAAUCUCAGUUAUUAUUACAAGAUAGCACCCGAUGCCAUUCUCAGCACGUGAUGAGGUUGGCAUUUAUUGUCCUGAGAAGGUUGUAUUUUAAGAUUAUGGCCAGAUAAUCUGUCUUUAAAUGCCAGUUAAAAGAAUUAUUGGCGAGAGCACCAGAAAAAUCUUUCCCCUUGGAGAUGUGGGAUUGUUUCUAUCCACAAGAGGGUAGAAAGGACUUCAGUUUAAUGUCUCACGAAGUCAAGAACUUCAAGUGAUUUUGAAGUCAUGACCAGGCCGGACCCUAUAGAGGUGACAGGCCAGGGAUCCAAUUGGGUCGUUACAUAAUAAAGCAUGGAUAUUUGUUCCUUUUGCCAUGAACUUGUGACCCUGGGCUGUUAGCCCCAAUGUGUCUCCAACUGUACUAUCCUGCUCACUCGGAUUUGUAACUUCAGUCUGUAUAGUGUUAACAGCUGCCUACUUAUCUAACCUUCAGCACAUCCUGGAUGCUAAUGACUGGUUGAUUGGAACAAAGUACUGAGGUGACAUCAAGACAAGAGUACUCACUCGGACAAUGAUAGAGAAGAGAGAUCUGCAGCUAGGGGAGAGGUUAAUGUAUGGAUCCAGCAAAUACUCAUGGAGGUGAGGAUGAGGGAAAAGUGCUACUUUCGAUAUCACAGAUGUGACUUGCAAAUUCAGGUCGUAAGGCUGAAAGAGAAAAUAUUGAGAUCAAAUUAAUGGAUGCAAUCAGUACUGUUUAGUUGAAUACAGAAAAUUAUUUCAUUAGGUGCAAGUUUUUCAUGGUCUUUAUGAGGCACUUGGGAUAUGUUUUCUUUAAUGUUAAGGCAAUUGACAAAUGUCACUUCUGAGGAAGGGUCACUAAACCCAAAACGUUAACUCUGUUUUCUCCUUCACAGAUGCUGCCAGACCUGCUGAGUUUUCCAGCAACUUUGUUUUUGUACAAAUGUGAGUUGUUGUUCUUGAUCAGUAAAAAUUGAGGGAAACCUCUAGCCCUCCUACAUCUUUGGGAAAGGUAUCCAUCUUCUGAGGGAAGAGAAAUUGCAUUUCUAUAGCAGCUUUAAUGACUUCCGAGGUAUCCCAAAAUGCUUAACAGUCAAUAAAGUGUAGUUAUAGUCGAUGGAAACAUGAAAAUUGAUCUGGUGCAUCAAAAGCAAUGAGGUAAUAGCCAGAUAAUCCAAGGUUGUAGACUUGCUCACUGAGGUGAUGUGUUUUGUCACCCUGCUAGGUAACAUAGUCAACGCGUCAUUGGCUUGUCCAGCAGGUCUACAACGUCGUCCACAUCACAAGCUACAAAUCUUCUCAAAGGCCAGAUAAUCUAAUUCUGGUUAUUAGAGUCACACAGCAUGGAAACAAAUCCUUUGGUCCAAUUUGUCCAUGCUGAACAUCAUCCUAAACUAAAUUAGUCUUACCUGCCUGCUCCUGGCCCACAUCCCUCCAAACCUUUCCUAUUCAUGUACAAUUUCAAAUGUCUUUUAAAUGUUGUAAUUGUACCCAUAUCCACCACUUCAUCAGGUAAUUCAUACCACGUGCGAGCUACCCUCUGUGUAAAACAUAUGCCCUUAUGACUUCUUUAAAUCUCAAGGAAUCAUUAUUGACCUGUCCUCUUUAAUUAGCGAUUUGGGUCUCCUAAACCCACCAGAGGGCAGAUAGUGCUUCAGGGGUUUAAUGCUUCAUGAAAGAUAGCAUCUCUAACAAAUCAGCACUCGCUCGGUACAGUUUUUGUUAUAGUUGUGUUCCCUCAGUACUGACCCUCUGACAGAGCAAUCUUUUUGAUAGUGCAGCACUACCCAGCAAUGACACUGAGACAUUGCAGUGCUCCCACAGUGCCCCAAUCUUUUGCUACUGACCUUCUGAUAGUGUAGCAGUCCCUCAGAACUGACUCGCCAACAGUACAGCAUUCCCCCGUAACAGCAUUUGGCAGUGCAGUGCACUCAGCUCUGAUCUCUGACAGUGAAACACUCCCUUCAGUGAGAGAAUUUUGACAGCUGUAUGGCUGUCCCUCAGUACUGCAGAGCAUCAGACUAGACCUUAUGCCUAAGUCUCUGGAGUUGGGCCUGAAUCCAUGACCCCUUCAUUGAGUUGAAAUGCAAUCCACUGAGCCACAGCUGACCCUGCUAUAGAAUCUUAUCUGGAAUGGGUUGUGCAUUGAUUCACAGCCAGGAAAUAAGCAAGCCAUCAUUUGAUAGCAUCUGAUAAUCAAUUAUCUGAAAUUCUGCUGUCCCUUUCAGCUGAUAGUUACCUGAUGCAAGAUCUGUGCCAUUCUGUCAAACAGGACUUUCAGGAAAUCACCUUCGUAAAAUACCCCGCCUGGGUCACAGCUUUCCAAAUUGCUGCGGGAAAGUGGCCACUUCCAUUCCUUGGCAUUGACACAGCAACCCUGGAACUAAAGAACACAGGACAGGAACAUAGCCUACCACAGCAGGGUCCAUCAUAUCUUUGGAACCAUAUGCUUAAGGCUUUCAUAAGCAUAACUUGUAAAUUGCUCAGUGACCAUUGAGGUUUACCAAGAGUUAUGGCAACAUGAAUACACAGCAUAACCAGGCAAGCCUGCAUGGGGUGCUGCACUGUUUUAAGUGGUACUGUAACUAGGAUAGGCUGUACCAACAAUGUUACAGAAAAUAGUAGGAACGGCAGAUGCUGGAGAAUCUGAAGAAGGGUCUGGGCCCGAAACGUCAGCCUUCCUGCACCUCUGACGCUGCUUGGCCUGCUGUGUUCAUCCAGCUCCACACUUUGCUAUCUCUUGCUACAGAAAAGAUCAAGUUUCCUCCCUGCUGUUAGAAUGUGACCUAUAUCUCAGAACUACCAUUUCCAACCCAAACCUUAACCCAAAGAUGGAGGAUGUAAUCCCAGCAUUUUGUUUUAGACAUUGGGAACAAAUUUUAAUUCUUAAUUAUUUGUAGAAGGCUGCAGGGAAACUUCAAUUGUACAGAACAGAUACCAUUUUUAUACACCAGCAAGGCAAACAGUUGGCUUACCAUUCGAUGUGCAUCCACAAGGUACGUGUCGUAUCCACAGCCUGCUACAAGGUGAGAGGUUUUCACUGUAUCAGGAACGAGACACAAAAAGCUGGAACACAAACACACACAAGCUAAAUCCUUGCAAGGCAACCAGUUCCGAAGGCUUGGAUCUUUGCUUCUCAGUCUUUCCCGUUCACAGUUAGCUGUUGCUAAGUGAGCAGAUCUGUUGCCUUAAAGUCAAAAGGUUGCGGGUUCAAGUUUCACUUCAGGCUGACACUCUGUGUGCAACACUGAGGGAGUGCUACAUGGUUGGAGGCGCAGUCUGGAGAUGAGACAUUAAAAACAAGGGCCUACCAACCCUCCCACAUUGACAUAGAAGAUUCUCAUUACUUCAAAGAGGACCAGGGGAGUUUUUCUUGGCAUCCAAACUAAUAUUUAGCAUUUAGUCAACCUCACACAGGCAGCUUAUCUGCUCAUUUUUACAUUGCUAAUUGUAGGAGUUUGUUUGACAUCAGUUGACUGCCAUAUUUUAAACAAUACAUUGCAUUUCAAAGCUACUUUAUUCAUGGCUGCAAAGUACUUUGAAGUGUCGGGUACUCAUGAAAGAUGCUAGUCAUUUCUUUUGGUGUUUUGGGACGAGUCCUAUCUGACUAUUGUCCAAGGUCACACUGCUCUAGUAUUGACCCAUAGUUUCUAGGAUGAUAUUCUGUCCUUUUUCCAACACAAGUGACCACAGAUAUACAAUUAAGAUUGAACACACAACAGCACAGAGAAACAAUUACAAACAAUAUGCAUAGAAUAACCAAGGCUGGGGAGUGGGUUACAGUCUGGAAUGUAUUUGAGGAAUUUGGGGUGUUUUUAUAUAGAAUAACAGAUACCCUGGAGUGAGUUACAGAUUGGAAACUAAUUGAGGGCAUCAGCAAUGGUUUAUAUAGAGAACAAUAAAUACCCUGGAAUGAGUUAUGCGUGAGCAUCUACUUGAGGGACGGAUGGGCCAAUGGGCUGAGGAAUGGCAGAUGGAGUUUAGUAAGAUAAAUGUGAGGUGGUGCAUCAGGGCAGAACUUAUAAAACUAAAGGUAGGGUCCUGAGGAGUGUUGCCGAACAAAGAGAUGUAGGAAGGGUACAUGAACGGGAAGGAUUUAGGGCCAAAUGCUAGCAAAUGGGACUAAGCUCAGUUUAGAUUAUCUGGUUGACAUGAAUAGGUUGGACCGAAUGUUCUGUUUCCAUGCUGUAUGACUUGACACUCAUGUUCAGAGCCGGAAGCCGAGAUCCAGCCCUCAUGUUUUGCGAGCUAGAAAAUGAGAUCUGGCACUCACCUGUUGACAAUUCUGUUAACCUCUGGUUUCCCGUCAGCCUUUGUUGUCUUUUGCAUUGCUGCUGGUGCAACAAGCCAAUCAGAUGCAGGGAAUCUGCUGCCUGUGUAUAUGUCAGUGAAGAAAGGAUCUUCUUCAAAUUCUCUAGAAAAAUAAAAGGAAUGGAGUUUUA